Rhizoctonia solani is the source of this 1167-nucleotide messenger RNA. Its product is annotated as Retrotransposable element Tf2 protein. The transcript is spliced from 5 exons. Bases 1 to 1167 code for a protein of 388 amino acids. NCBI's taxonomy places the organism in Eukaryota, Fungi, Basidiomycota, Agaricomycetes, Cantharellales, Ceratobasidiaceae. The record is from RefSeq and is a predicted model, not a curated record.
AUGGCCCAGCUCCGCGGCGCCAAGGUCUUCACCAAAUUAGACCUCAGAUGGGGUUACAACAACGUCCGUGUCAAGGAGGGUGACAAGUGGAAAACUGCCUUCCGCACAAAGUACGGCCUUUACAAGUCCCUGCAUUUUAUGAACGAAUUGUUCAAGGACUUACUGGAUGUAUGCGUCAUCAUAUACUUAGAUGACAUCCUGAUUUACUCCAAGGAUGACGCAUCCCACACUCAACACGUCCAUGAGGUCCUAUGGCGCUUAUUAGAUAACCAACUGUUCUGCAAAGCGUCAAAAUACAAAGGCUUUAGUCUGGACAAGCUCAAGAUCCAAGCGGUUCAGGAAUGGCCCACACCCAGUAAGGUUAAAGAAGUCCAAUUGUUCCUAGGGUUUGCCAACUUCCUCCGCCGUUUUGUUGCCAACUUUAGCCACAUGGCUAGGCCAUUACACAACCUAGUCAAGAAAGACACGCCUUGGAAAUGGGACAUCAAGGAACAAGAAGCUUUUCAGGGAUUGAAAGACACCAUCACCAACGCCCCGGUCCUUUGCCACACUGACCCAUCCAAACCCCAAAGACAGGAAGACAGUUGCUUACAUCCGCUAGGGUUCCUAUCAGAGUCCUUCAAAGGUGCCAAACAAAACUAUGACACCCACGAUAAAGAGCUGCUGGCAAUCAUCCGCUCCUUUGAGUACUGGCGCAUAUUCCUAGAAGAAUCCCGCACCUUCAACCAACGCCACACACGAUGGCACUUACUCCUUGCAGGAUAUAACUUCCAGAUUGUGUACAGACCAGGGAAACAGUCCGGGAAACCAGAUGCAUUGUCACGACAAGCGGAUCACGCCAAUAUUCCCCCCAAACCUCAAUCCAUGCUCCCAGAACCAGUCUUUGCCAACAUCGCCCUGAUAACGCCGGAAAAGGAAUUACAACGCCAAAUUGAGUUGUCCUUAGACCAAGAUGAGUCCCUGGAGGAAAUACUCCAGUUCCUACAAAACAAAUCCAAAGCACCCCCUUCCAUCAAACGCGCGUUUAAAGAUUACAAGAUGGAAGCCGGCUUACUCUUCUACCAAGGACAGAUCGUAGUCCCUGAUGUUGGAACACUGAGGACGGACCUACUCGCAUCUUCCACAACAGCCCCUUGGCAGGACAUCCAGGGAGACAGCACACCCUAG